Molecule: messenger RNA, 5785 nt
Organism: Durusdinium trenchii
Lineage: Eukaryota; Dinophyceae; Suessiales; Symbiodiniaceae
Source: the annotation of a GenBank genome assembly
AUGCCGAAACGCAAGACAUCGAUGCCGGAACCCAAAGCGAAGGCAAAGGCGAAAGCUUCACCGUCCCUUCCUGCGAUUCCACCAGAUUCGGCCAAACUUCCUCAUAUGAAAUUGUUGAAUGAAUGGGAUGAAGUGCUUCGGGAACAUGGUGCCCUGGACCUCUAUUUGAACAAGAUGCUGGACACCAAGGACAGCCGCCAAGUGGUCGUCACUGAAAACUGCGCAAAUUGUGCGCGCAGCCAGGAGAAAUGCAUUGAGUUCUACAACUUCAUCGAGGAAAAAUAUCCACCAGUCUUUGAGUCUCGUCUACUGCACCAAGCAGAAUGCAGAGCUGGCAAGUACAAUCUCAACCCACCGAGGCGCCCAAACUGUUUCAAUUUGCUCCAUCAAAUGGAGAUUCUCAUGCGCGAUGGGUGCACUACAGAAUCCGCUGUGGAGGGACUUGAGGCCUUGGACUCGGCAUCAUCUGUGGCGGCUGCCUACUCGGUUGGUCGCACCGAGGAACAGCUUCAGCGUACUUGCAGCAUCUUCCUGGCGUGUUUGGCCAUGUUUGGGGCGUCUGUGCCCACUGGGUACAUGGCAGAAGUGAAGGAUGAGAUCAUGUCAACGUUUGUGAAUCGUCACGCAGAUGCCGAUUUGAUGAACCUUGUUCAGACUUCGGCUCCACCAUGUGAUUUGUCCAAGAUCGACUUGUUCAAAAACCACUUGGGUAAGUUCCAAAAGAAGGCUGGGGUGUACUGUCAACAUGUUUCCAUGAGGCUGGAGGCCGCAUUGCUACAAACGACAUGGUCUCAAACAGAGCUGACCAUCCAGAGUGACAUCAACGCGUUGCGGGGUUGGGCGGACAAAUUCAAACUGUUCGCGAACCAGCAGGGUUGGCUCGAUCUGCAGUACCUUGCCAGUCGCUAUGAGAAUGGUAAGAAGGCGGUUGCAGACUACAUGGCCCGUCGCCACACCUUUGGCGCCUUCAAGAACCUGAUGCUGUCGCAGGGUGAGAUCGUGUCGAAGCAAGCUGCGCUGGGAAAAUCGGCGUUGCAUUGCAAAGCUGCUUUGCAGAACUCGCAAAUGCAUGUGGGCAAGGAUCGCAACGAUGAGAGCUUCUGGAUCAACGAGACCGGUGAGAAUGAGUCGAUCUCAGCCCGUGAGCUUUUUGGGUUCAAUGUUGGCUCAUUCAAUGAGUUGACAACAGGAUUUGACGGGGUGAUUGAAAGUAACCAACCAUUGAGUCGUGCGCCACUGAAGGUGAAGCCCGAUGCUAAAAUCUCCGAAGAUGACUUGGAACAGAUUGCCGCUGCAGUUCGAGAUGAGCUGGUUCGAACCAAAGGUGACGUGUCAGCGGCGAAAGCUCUCCAGGAGUCCAUGUCGGCUGAAGCCAAGCUCAAGGCCCGCGAGGAUCCACCACCUGACAAGGGCGAAGCUGCAGCGGAGACAAAGGAUAAGACCGCGGUGGUGAGCGCGGCAAUGGAGCCCGCGGCAGUGGAGCCAACGGCAAUUGAUGGUGAGGGAUGUGAGGGAGAGGAGGAAGAGGCAAUGGCUCUAGAUAGCGUUGUGGAGGCACCUAUCGUGAGGGCCACCUACCAACUGGAAGGCCAGGUCCAUCGCAAUUUCCUUUCAUUGUGCAAGAACUAUGAGUUCGCCGACGGCCUGACCAAGGUGGACAAAAAGCUCAUGUACAUGUUCAGGGCAUGGCUCGAAAGUCCGAUGGCUGUCUUGGUCGAGCAUCCUGAGAACGCCACCGUUUUGGCGAGGCGCCUGUCGGCCGACACGGGAUCGUGGCAUCGGUCGGCCGCAUGGAGAACGCCAGUGGCGCAAGGCUUGGGCUAUCGAGCCUCGAAAGACCUAGAGGAUUUGGUCCCCAGCAAGGCUGCAGCUGGGAGGUCUGGGGCGAACGCGUGGUGGGACAACACCACGGGGAUGGAUGGAUUCAGGUUUUUCUUUGAAGUCUUGAGCGGUGGGGAGGUUGAAGAGGUAGGUGACUUCUUUUUGCCCGAAGAGCUUGAGGGCAAACGUGUGUCGGGCACACCCGGUGGUGUAGCAGUGCAGAAGAAUGUCUAUCGCUAUAUGCUCCAGCAUGUAACGAAGGACGAAGUUGGAAAGAAGGGUUGGACCUAUGAGCCGGAGAUAGACCUGCUCUUCACAGGCCUUUUGCGGCUCUUGAGCAGCGUCCAUCAGGCUCAGCAGACCUACCUCCCGCGCUCCAUGCGAUCGGUGGGAUUCUAUCAAGAGGCGUUGGUGCUGCUUUGGCACGUCUUGACGCUGAACUCGAACUUCACCAAGCGAGUGGUCGAGCGACACGACACCAACGAGUUUCUCUUGUCCCUCAUGUAUUUGCUACAGCAGGCACGGGCCUCUGUGCACUUGAUUGGCUUGGAACCCAGAGAGUCUCCACGGGCCUCUGCGUGCUUACUGCACACGGCCUCCUUCGUUCUCCUGGUCCUCUCUUCGGAGCGCGCCUUCGCGGUGCGGCUCAACGACCCGUACGUGGCAAAGAAGGUUCCCCUGGAGAUUCCCGCCUUCCACGGAAACCACGCUGAUGUCUUCGCGCUCUCCUUGUACAAGGUUUCGUCCGGCUUCAAAGUCAUUUCAGAGAGCCUUCCCAAGACGCAGAACGACGCCUUGGUGGAGAUGCUCUUGACUGCCCUGUGCAAUGUUUCUCCAUAUGUGAAGUGCUUUUGCUUAGAGAGGCUUGCAGUGAUCCCACUGCAGGGCAUGGAUAUCUUCUCCUUUGGACUGAGUAGGCGCGACGACGAGGGUACCCUCAACAGCCUUCGAACCUGUCUUCACUGCAUCGACGAGCCUUGUGGCCAGCAUUUUCCGGAUGAGCUCCGUGUCGAGCGGGCCCGCAGCAAUGUGUUCACACAGCAGCGCGAUGUAGCCGAGCAGCACCGCAGCGCCGCCGAGCAGCGACCGCGCCUGAGGCAGGAAGUGCAAUAUCAGUACGAGGCCAGGGCGGCGUUGGGCGACCUCGCCAGCCGUUGGGGAAACACCAUGAUGGUCUAUGCCAUCUUGCGGCAAGCAGAGGCCUUCUCUAAGAUGGAGAAGCUUAGCCUUGCGGAUUCCAAGAAGGCCGGCGAGGAGACGUCGAAAGUCGCCUGUGUGCAAAUUGCGGCUUUUGAAGUCGCUGUUUACCCCAGCAAUAAUCCACUGCUCCAGCAUCAGUCUCGGUCCAACUUCGCCGUCGAACGCGCAGCAUUCGAAGCACGGGAGCAGCGGACCAUGGGAGCAGAAGCCAGUUCCGAGGUGCCAAACGAAGCAAACGAAAAGGAGUCCUCAGCCGGGCCUGCGGAGCCUGCGGAGCCUGCGGAGCCUGCGGAGCCCGCUGCGUCUGACGGCGGAGCUGGCCUUGGUGUGUUCGAGGCUUUGUCAGCUUUCUUUUCUGGCGAAGCAGAGGACCGUCCCGGCGAGUCGGUCGCGGUGGAUCCGCCCACGUCUGGAUAUCCUGAAGAACAAUCACAGAGGACCUCUUCGGAACCGGACGACGCCGCGAGCCCCACGACGUCUCAGCGGAGAGGCACUCGGAGGUGGACGGUGCCCGAGCGCCCGCCGCCGCCGCCGCCGCUGCCGGCGACGCCGCUGAACGCCUUGGCGCUCGCUUCGCACACCGAGCGGAGCGGUGGACGGCCAGGCCGAAGGUCAUCAACAUGGUAUGGUCAAUCACCCAUGGAUUUGGGCGGGCCGCCGAACUUUCAAGAUGAUGAUCCGCUGCCGAGGCCCGCGGUCACCGAGGCCUCCGAGCCGGAUCCUGACUGCCGGGAGGAGGGUCCCCUCUCGUUGAGCACACGGGUGGAGUACUCCGCCAUGCCCAAGGGCGCAACGAUGGCGGUCUUUGGCUUGGUGACCGUGCAGGCUGCUCAGGCUGCUCCGGCUUCCGCGGAUGCCCAAAGCGGUGAGUCCACGCGGAAGCCCAUGGACCUAGUGUGUGUCCUCGAUGUCUCUGGCUCUAUGGGGGCCAGCAGUAAGAUGGACGACUUGAAGGCUGCCGUGCGCUUUAUCAUCCAGGAGUCCACUUCCGAGGAUCGGCUAUCGUUGGUGACCUUCCAGUCCCAUGCGGCACGACGGCUUCCCUUGCGCCGUAUGGACCGAGCGGGGCAAGACGAAGCCACAGUGGCGACGCUCCGCAUGUCCUCAGGAGGUGGGACACGAAUCGCCAGUGGCUUGGAACUGGGCUUGCAAAUCUUGGAACAGAGGCGCCAGCGGAACAAGGUUUGUGCGAUUUUGCUGCUGACCGAUGGGCAGGACGGCAGUUGCCGCGGGCCGAUGUCACAACUCUUGCAGCGAGCCUCAAAGAUGGGCUGCGGGAUCUAUCCCUUCGGCUUUGGUUCGGAUCACGACUCGGUGCUGCUGCGGGACAUCUCGGAGCGCGCCAAGACGCCCUUCACCUACGUGGAGGAGACCUCGACCAUCAAGGAGGCCUUUGCCGGGGUGGUGGGCGGCUUAAGCAGCAUCGUUGCACAGCGGGUGCAGCUGACCUUGACUUGCCCCGCGCGACUGAAGGAGAUCAAUACACCCUUUGAAGUGCGACGUGAGGGUGACCAGAAAGCCAUCGUGACCAUCCCAGACAUCUUCGCCGAGGAGCGGAGAGAUCUCCUGGUGGAGUUAGAAGUCUCUGCCAAUGCGGAGGAGACUGUGCUCCUGGAGGCCUGCGCUCGAUACCUGGCGGUACGAGAACAGGAGGUGCUGGUUCAGACACCAGUGGUCACCAUGACUGUUCAACGUGUCGAUGAACCACAGCCCGAGAUGGAGCCCGACUCGGAGGUCUAUGAGCAACGACAACGCUGGGAGGUGAGUCAAGUGAUGGAAUUGGCUUCCAGAAGUGCUGAUCAAGGGCAACUUGAGGAGGCCCGCGAGUUGUUGCGCAGCAAGCGGCGCACCUUGGCGGGCGGCCGCUCCACCGUCCUCACCGAGGCCUUGACGGUGGAGUUGGAGGACGCCGAGUCGAGGAUGCGGAACCUGGGAUCGUGGACUCUGGGCUCAGCAGAGGUGCGCGAUGCCAUGACCAUGCACCAGAUGCAGCGGACCACCAACAUGACGGCCAGCAUGUCUUGGAGGGGGGAGACGAAGUCUUCGAAGACCCUGUACGCCUCGUCGAUCCAAGCGGAGCGCAUCCGCCGGAGCACCGUCGUCGGCUUCGACGGCUCAUCUCUUCCGUCGCAUGCGGCGAGAGACGGACGAGGACCUCCGCCGCCGCCGUCAGGAGACCGCGCACGUGCACACACUGUUUGUAUGUCGGCCCCCGCGACGGCACCAGCUGCCACGGCACCAGCCGCAGCGUCAACAGCCGCACCAGCCGCGGCUGGCUCUAGUUCUGGGACCAGCGAGUCCCGGUGAGCACCAGGUGAGACCCUUUAGAGGGGAACGCUUUUCUUUGGUCUACUUCACAGUGGGCACCUUCAGCAGUGCCAGCGCGGCGGUGCGUCGAGCCUUUGCUGCUGCCAGCGGCGAGAGCGACGUGCCGACAGCACAAAGCUUGCAGAAGGCAAAGGUAAUGGCCAAGUGUUGAACAAUGUGAUGGGCAGUGAUGUUGAAAAAAGGUAUGCGAUUUCGCACGCGAUGGCCAGCAAGGUAGAAUCAGAAUUUUACAAUGACACCAUGUUGGACUCUCCAAGAGGAGGUUGGUGGAAGUUGUUGGACAGGUGAACAAAAUGGGCAGAUCGAAUUGGGCUAGAAAGCACCAAUCCGGGAGGGUCCGCUGGGUGGAGAAUUCGAACCGCCUUGGCACGUUGAUCCAAGUUGAUCCAAGCCGAUCAUUUCCACAAGAAUGUCCAGUGGAGCCCAAGGAAUCGAU